Macroventuria anomochaeta is the source of this 1029-nucleotide messenger RNA. RefSeq lists its product as uncharacterized. Gene Ontology annotation, molecular function: metalloendopeptidase activity. Lineage: Eukaryota; Fungi; Ascomycota; Dothideomycetes; Pleosporales; Didymellaceae. The transcript has 3 exons. Gene Ontology annotation, biological process: protein quality control for misfolded or incompletely synthesized proteins; mitochondrial protein processing. Gene Ontology annotation, cellular component: mitochondrial inner membrane. Bases 1 to 1029 code for a protein of 342 amino acids. The record is from RefSeq and is a predicted model, not a curated record.
AUGUACUGCAUACGACCCCGAGCCCUCCCACGCGCCUUCAUCCGGCCUACCCAAGCAACAUCCACCCACGCGCCCUUCCGCACCUACCAAAAACUCCCCUUCGGCCGCGGCGGGCCCCAAUACCAACGCUUCUCCGCACGCUCAGGCAUAUCCUCUUUCUUCGUAAACUGGGCCGCGCGACCAACCUUCUACCGCGACGUCGGCAUAAUAACCUCCGGCGGUGCAACAGUCUACGUGCUCAAUCUCGAAGAAGUGCCUGUCUCGGGGCGGCGGCGGUUCAACUUCAUCCCCGCGAAGAUCGAGGAGGCGCUGGGUGAGAGCACGGUGGCGGAAAUCAAGCAGCAGUAUGCGGGGCAGUUCUUGGAUGAUGCUGAUCCGAGGGCGAGGAUGGUGAAGAGGGUACUGGAGAGGUUGUUGCCGUUCGCGUUUAGAGAGGGGAAAGGGUUGAGUGAGAUGAGUUGGGAGGUGCAUGUCAUUGAUUCUCCGGAGAUGAAUGCAUUUGUGGUACCGGGCGGAAAGGUGUUUGUGUUCACUGGUAUUCUUCCACAUUGUCGGGAUGAAGAUGGGAUUGCGGCAGUCUUGGGCCAUGAGAUUGCGCAUGUAGUCGCGCAUCACACUGCCGAGCGCAUGUCCCAAGCCCCCCUCAUCCUGAUACCAAUCCUCGCCUCCCUCGCCCUCGACAUCUCCUUCUACAGCGCAAACAUGAUCCUGCAACUCUUCCUCUCCAUGCCUGCGAGUCGCAAACACGAGGCCGAAGCCGAUUACAUCGGGCUGCUGAUGGCCGCGCAAGCCUGCUAUCGCCCCGAAGCAGCCAUGGAGUUUUGGGCAAGAAUGGAAAAGAGUGGACAGCAUGGGCCGCCCCAGAUUCUAAGCACGCAUCCGAGUAAUCACAAUAGGGAGGAGAAGAUUAGAGAGUGGUUGCCCAAGGCAAGGGAGAUGGCGGAGGCUAGUGAGUGUGCGGGGAUGGGAAGCAUCGAUCUGGAGCCUGCGCAGAUGGCCAUCGUCCCGGCUACUCGGGUGACAAAAUAA